Messenger RNA from Adineta ricciae, 636 nucleotides. Lineage: Eukaryota; Metazoa; Rotifera; Eurotatoria; Adinetida; Adinetidae. The record is from the annotation of a GenBank genome assembly.
AUGACGCUGAAUUUUAAUCGUCUUGGUUAUGUUUCACCAUUUAAUCAAACUGCUUGUCUCCUAUGGCAAUUUGUUGAUAAUGGUAUAUGGUAUGGUGCACUUUCAUUAAUGUUUUGGGCAUCAUUUGGUUUAAUAUCGAACGGAAUUUUCAUUCAAUCAUGUGGACAAAUUUAUACUGAAUCAACAAUUCUUUGUGGUGGAAUAUGUUUAUACAUAGAUGCUCCUGUUUGGUUACAAUUGUAUGAUUCAUACAUCGAUUAUAUAUUACCAAUUCUUCUAAUACCUGUUUGCAGUAUAACACUUGUAUGUAGAUUCCUACGACAAAAGCAACGUUUACAACAAAACGUUACAUGGCGUCAAUGUCGAAAAAUGAUCAUUCAAAUAACAUUAAUAUCAACAGUUUAUAUGAUUUUUGAUAUUCCCGCUGUCAUUGUUUUUAUUGUGCAAGUAUCUGGCUAUUCAACAUUUGGAAGUAACAUUUGGUUUCCAUAUUUAGCGCGUAUGACGUUAGUUCCUUCAAUAAUCAUACCAUUUGCUACUCUACUAGCAUUGCCUAAAUUAAAAGACAAACUUCGUAAUUUAUGCUCUUGGAAACAUAAUCAACGAGCUGUUUUUCCAGGCAGUACAACUAAUUGA